AUGGCCCGCCGACCAGGCAAAUAUGGCAACAAUUACAGAUCGCAGUCGUCGUCGUUUAUACCGAAAAAGUCAAAGACCAUUGGUGUAUCGUCCUUACGGUCAAGCGAAGCGACCUCUCAGGAUGAGAAAUUUCAAGCGUUGCGUAUUGCAGACGGGAUCGAUGAGACGAUGGGAUUUGCACGAUAUGAAGCGGGGAAGAAGCGAAUCGGAUGGCUAUGCAACAUGCAUAGUACAACAAUUGAGGAUCCAAAGGUACCCGGUGGCCGAGCGGCAGUGGAAUUCUAUUUCCUCGAAGAGAACGGCGGCAGUUUCAAGGCGGCUGUCGAAUAUGAUCCUUAUUUCCUCAUAGCUACAAAGCGAGGACAUGAAGCAGAGGUAGAGGAAUGGUGCAAGCGGACAUUCGAAGAGCUAUUGAAAGGAGUAAAAGUGGUGGAAAAGGAGGAUUUGAAAAUGCCAAACCAUUUACUUGGGUAUAAAAGGAAGUUUUUGCAGUUGAGCUUUGCCAACGUCUCAGACCUGCUGGCAGUACGAAAAACCGUCUUUCCCAUUGCCGUCAAAAACAGAAAAAAUGUCAAUGCGAUGGAUACCUAUGCGGAGCUUGCAAGUGCAAACGCUGGGUUUGAUCUCUUUGAUGAUGAAUCCAAUAAUCGCGGACAAAACUCACUGCAAGAUGCUGCGGACUACAUUGUGGAUAUCCGAGAAUAUGAUGUUCCAUACCAUGUCCGUGUCUCUAUCGAUAAAGACAUCCGCAUUGGAAAGUGGUACACAGUUCAAUCAAUCCAUGGACUUAUAACGUUGACCUGCCUCGAGGAAAGGCUGCAGAGAGCCGACCCCGUCGUUCUUGCAUAUGAUAUAGAAACCACAAAACUCCCCCUGAAAUUUCCGGAUGCUGCUAUUGAUCAGGUUAUGAUGAUAUCAUAUAUGAUUGAUGGACGCGGUUACCUGAUCACAAAUAGGGAAAUAGUCUCUGAAGAUAUCAACGAUUUUGAAUAUACUCCCAAACCUGAAUACCCUGGCCCUUUUACGAUCUUCAAUGAACCGGAUGAGAAAGCCGUACUAGAACGUUUCUUUAGCCACAUCAAGGAAGCAAAGCCAAGCGUUAUGGUCACUUAUAACGGCGACUUUUUCGAUUGGCCCUUUGUCGAAGCACGAGCAAGUGUCCAAGGGAUUGAUAUGUAUGCUGAAAUCGGCUUUCGAAAAAACAGUGAAGACAUAUACCAAAGUGAUUAUUGCGCUCACAUGGACGCAUUUUCGUGGGUAAAUCGUGAUAGUUAUCUCCCACAGGGAAGCCGUGGUUUGAAAGCUGUUACCGUUGCGAAGCUGGGAUACGACCCCGAUGAGCUUGACCCGGAAUUAAUGACCAGAUACGCGAGCGAACGGCCUCAAACACUAGCCGAAUACUCGGUUUCCGAUGCGGUGGCGACGUAUUACCUGUAUAUGAAAUAUGUUCAUCCAUUUAUCUUUUCACUUUGCACCAUUAUCCCGCUCAAUCCAGACGAGGUCCUUCGAAAGGGCACUGGAACCUUAUGUGAAAUGUUACUGAUGGUCCAAGCCUAUCAGCACAACAUUAUAUUACCCAACAAACAUACGGAUCCAAACGAAUCGUUUUAUGAAGGUCAUCUUCUUGACUCUGAGACUUAUGUUGGAGGCCACGUGGAAAGUAUUGAAGCUGGUGUAUUCCGCAGUGAUAUCCCUGUUAAUUUUACCGUUGAGACUGGUGCUAUUGACGAACUCCUUCGUGACCUCGAUGCAGCGCUCGAGUUCAGUAUAACCGUGGAAGAAAAGAAAUCUAUGGAAGACGUGGUUAAUUACUCCGAAGUCAAGGCACAAAUUACGGAAAGGUUGCUGAAUUUGAAGAAUUGCCCAAAUAGAAAUGAGAGACCAUCUAUCUACCAUUUGGAUGUUGCUUCUAUGUAUCCAAACAUCAUGACUACAAACAGACUACAACCAGAUUCAAUGAUCAAGGAGUCUGACUGUGCUGCCUGUGACUUCAACCGACCCGGUAAAACCUGCGAUAGACGCUUGCCAUGGUCCUGGAGAGGAGAAUUUUUGCCAGCAAAACGUGAUGAAUAUAAUAUGAUCCGACGAGCUGUUGAAAAUGAAAAAUUCCCUGGAAAGACAAAGAACCACCCACCUAGGAGUUUCGAGAGCCUUGACGAGAGUGAGCAAGCCACAAUUGUGAAGAAACGGUUACAGGAAUACAGCAAAAAAAUCUACCACAAAAUUCGCGAAACUAGAACUAUCGAGCGUGAAGCUAUCAUUUGCCAAAGAGAAAACCCUUUCUACGUUGAUACCGUCCGCAACUUCAGAGAUCGAAGAUAUGAUUUCAAGGGUAAACAGAAGGUCUGGAAAGGCAAGGUAGAAUCUCUCAAGUCUUCUGGAGCUGCGAAUUCGGAAAUUGAAGAAGCAAAAAAAAUGGUUGUUCUCUUUGACUCUCUCCAGCUUGCCCAUAAAGUUAUUCUGAACAGUUUCUAUGGCUAUGUAAUGAGAAAAGGUUCUCGGUGGUAUUCUAUGGAGAUGGCUGGUGUUACCUGCCUGACUGGAGCACAUAUCAUUCAAAUGGCAAGGGAGCUAGUUGAGCGGAUUGGACGGCCCUUAGAGCUUGAUACAGAUGGUAUUUGGUGCAUGUUACCAGGCACUUUUCCAGAGAACUUCGUGUUCAAACUUGUAAAUGGCAAAAAGCUCGCCAUUUCAUACCCCUGCGUUAUGUUGAACCACCUAGUUCAUGGUCGAUUUACAAACCACCAGUAUCAGACCCUUUCGGAUCCUUCUACGUUCAAAUACACAACUCACAGUGACAAUUCCAUCUUUUUCGAAGUCGACGGCCCUUAUAGAGCAAUGAUUCUACCAACCUCAAAGGAAGAGGAUAAAAACUUGAAAAAGCGUUAUGCUGUGUUCAACCACGAUGGAUCCCUUGCUGAAUUGAAAGGGUUUGAAGUCAAACGAAGAGGAGAGCUUAAACUUAUCAAGGUGUUCCAGACGCAGAUUUUCAAGUUCUUUCUCGAAGGAUCUACACUUGAAGAGACAUAUGGGGCUGUGGCUGAAGUUGCGAACAGAUGGCUGGAUGUUUUGGAUAUGCAUGGGUCAACGCUAGCAGAUGAGGAACUCAUCGAUAUGAUUUGUGAGAAUAGGAGUAUGUCCAAAACCAUUGAAGAAUACGGCGGUCAAAAAUCUACAUCAAUCACCACCGCCAAACGGCUUGCUGAAUUCCUAGGGGAGCAAAUGAUAAAAGAUAAAGGGUUAAACUGCAAGUAUAUCAUUUCUGCAGCACCCAGAAACUCCCCUAUCACGGAACGAGCUGUGCCCGUUGCUAUAUUUUCAGCCGAGGAAAAUAUUAAACGGUUUUUCCUGCGCAAAUGGCUGAAAGAGGACCCUGGAGAUAUGGACCCGCGUACCAUAAUUGACUGGGAUUACUACCUAGAACGAUUGGGAUCUGUGAUUCAGAAAUUGAUAACUAUACCCGCUGCUCUACAGAAAAUUUCCAAUCCUGUCCCAAGAGUUGCUCACCCAGAUUGGCUUCAGCGACGGAUCAAUACCAAAGAAGACAGGUUCAAACAAAAGAAAAUGACCGAUCUCUUCACCAAAAAUCCACUAGCAAAUAUCUCGACAAAUAUUAUGGAUCAUCGUAUUCCUUCUACCGGUGAUAUUGAAGACAUGAUGCAACGUCGAAGUCAGAAACCAGGUACACAGUUGGGGAACAAGCUCAUUCAGAAACGGAAAGCCCCAGGAGACAACACUACAUCCCAAGACCCUUUUGCCAGUCUCCCACCGGUAAUGCCUUCGAUAGAUAAGAACUAUGAGGACUGGCUACGCUACCAGAAACAGAAAUGGAAGAUCCAGAAACAAGCACGUCUCCGUCGCCGCAAGCUCUUUGGUGCUAAGAAAACCGCAGCUUCUGAUUCAACUGGCAGUUUCUUCCGAAAUCAAGCUGAACUGACUUACGUCAAUACCUGGCAAAUAUUACAACUCAGGGAGACUAGCAGCCCGGGUGAGGUGAGAGCAUUUGUCCUAAUUGAUCGGAAAGUGCACACCAUUACUAUCAAAAUCCCACGCCAGAUAUUUAUCAAUUUCAAAGACGUGGAUCUUCCAGAUGUUGAUAUAACUGGCUGUUCUGUGCAGAAAGUCAACCACACGCUGCCAAACGGCCACCCUUCCGUCCAUCUUUUCCAACUGAGCAUGCCGGAAGAGACAUAUCUGAGAGAAGCGUCAAAGAUAUCACUACUACUUAACCACCCAAGUGUUGAAGGAGUGUAUGAAAAGAAAGUGCCCUUUAACAUUCGGGCCGUCCUCAAACUUGGAAACCAUUGCACCUUCGAUGAGGAGCAGCGAGGAGUUCUCGGCAAAGGUUUGGAGCGUGGCUUUGAUUUAUCAACUCUUCUCCCAGCCCCGGAACCGGGUGUAUAUCUUGAAGGAGCAGAAUUUCAAUACGUCUUGCUCUAUCAUAUAGUCUCUGGCGAGCGCGAGAUAUUCUCAAUUUUCUCCACCAAAUCUAGAGAAGCUCACAUUGUCACAUACACAAAACAGAGGGACAUACAAGGGUUUCCCAAUGUCGACAAAAUCUUCACAGAGGCUCUUCAACGGAAAGUGGACGAGCAAAAUAGUGAAACAUGGCAGCAAGUAUUCCAGUACCAGGAUAAGCUACAUUUCAAGACUACACAAGUUACAACGAAGCGAAAGGCCCACUUGGAAGUUGGUGACAUUAUUAAAAAGUUCCGCAAUGAAAAUACUAUGCCACUGAUGGUUGUAGUCCAGUCACCCAAAAGUCGGCAGCUUCCACGUCUAAUACCGUCUUUAAAGGAUUAUCCCAUGGUAUCUCUCAGAUCCAAUGCUUCGGAUAAUGAACUACCGCCAUUGGGCUGGCAACCGUACGCCGCAAGACAAAUCGUGGUGCAUUAUCUGGCGCUGGAUUCCUGGAUCAACCACUUAUUGGGGUUUGCGAGAUACGGCAAUGUCCCGAUUGGCAAUUUGGAGAAAGAUGACCCUAAACACUUGAUUGAUAUCCUUUAUGCUCGGCAGCUCGAGCAGAACAAUGCAGUUUUAUGGUGGUCUGCCAGUCCUCUUCCAGAUCAUGGCGGAUACGAAAAGGACAACAUACUUGGUCCGCUGAAUUCGGUUGAGAUGACUUCUGUCAAUAUAGCUGGUGCAUAUUCCACCGUUUGUAUUGAACUCGAGGUUCGAAAUCUUGCGAUCAAUACCGUGCUCACGUCUUCCCUUAUUAGCGACCUCGAGAACAAUGAACCUGCGUUACUCAAUCCCACGGCUCCAGGAGGUCAACAAACUAUUUCGGACGGAUCAGGUGUUUUGUAUUCAGACACUGCGUUUUCUGCUGCGGGUAUACUUGUAUUACGAGAUAUGGUGAAAUCCUGGUGGAAUGAAGCCUGUAAGGGCAAUGGCAUGGCGGACGUAAUGGUCCAGCACCUUAUUCGAUGGGUGGAUAGCGCUGAUUGUUGCUUAUAUGAUCACGCACUGCAUCAGUACAUGCAGAUGAUUCUAAAAAAGGCUUUGCAACAGCUUAUCAUGGCCUUCAAACGAGUUGGGUCCAACGUUAUCUACGCAAACCCGAACAGGUUGAUCCUUCAGACCACGAAAGCUGAGGUUGGAAACGCCUACGCCUACAGCAAAUAUAUCCUUCAAUCUAUCAAGGAAAAGCCAUUAUUCCACUUCCUUGACAUUGACAUCAAGGAGUACUGGGAUUACUUGAUAUGGUAUGAUCAGUUCAAUUACGGAGGCAAAGCAUGCCAGGAGGUUGUGGAGGCCGAUAAGCAAGAGCUGGAAGCCAUUAUGAACUGGCAGAUUUGCAGAUUUUUACCCACCCCCCUGCAGUCCGUGUUUGUAGACUGGAUUGUGGAGUACGUCGAGUUAAUGCAUGGGCUCAAGAAGCCUGCUACGGUGAGUGGUGGAGCCGAUGGAACUCCUCGGCAGACACAGCUUCCAUUCCGACCUGAAGACGAGAGUGAGAGCGUCGAGAUAACCUCCGUGUUGAGCCAAUCGUUCUCCAAAGCACUAAAAAAACAGGUAGCCGGCUUGAUUCGUCGACAGCGCGACGAGAUGCUGCACCCUGAGCUUGCCUCUGACUAUGAUUUCCCUGUACUCCCUGGAGCAAUGUCUCCGAAGCAUGAACGUAACCCAACCCUAGUGUUGGUUAAAUAUCUCAUGCAGGUCCUUGGGCUGUCUAAAUAUACAGCAUUGGAAGUGAGACUUCUCCGCCGAGAUCUCCUUGCCCUAUUCGACAUCCGCGAGUUUAGUGAUGAAGGAAAGUUCGAAAGCCCAAGCUCAAGCCUAGUUCUGUCACAGAUAAUAUGCCACAAUUGUACUAUGGCCCGGGAUUUGGAUCUCUGCCGUGACCCCGAAUUGCUUCCUGAGAGUGGAACGGAGAAUAAGGUGUCGACAACUCUUCCUCCAUGGACUUGCCCUUACUGCUCUACUGAGUACGACCGGCUAUUCCUGGAAGAGAGGAUCAUUGGCGAAGUUCAGGGCCUUGUGAUGGAGUGGCAAGCACAAGACCUCAAAUGCGCAAAAUGUGCUGGUAUAAUGAUUAAUCCAUUCAUGGAACACUGUUCAUGCAGCGGUGAGUGGGUUGAGACAAUCGACAGGCGUGCCACGGAGAAAAGGCUUCGGGUAUACAAAAGCAUAGCGGAUUUUUAUGGUUUCAAGAUGUUGUCUAUGGUUACGAAAGGCGUUUUGGAAGGCAUAUGA
Messenger RNA from Trichophyton verrucosum HKI 0517, 6696 nucleotides. RefSeq lists its product as uncharacterized. Gene Ontology annotation, cellular component: epsilon DNA polymerase complex; nucleus. The transcript has 3 exons. Gene Ontology annotation, biological process: base-excision repair, gap-filling; leading strand elongation; mitotic cell cycle. Bases 1 to 6696 code for a protein of 2231 amino acids. The record is from RefSeq and is a predicted model, not a curated record. Gene Ontology annotation, molecular function: DNA binding; single-stranded DNA 3'-5' DNA exonuclease activity; DNA-directed DNA polymerase activity. NCBI's taxonomy places the organism in Eukaryota, Fungi, Ascomycota, Eurotiomycetes, Onygenales, Arthrodermataceae.